AUGGCUGUCUUGACACUGGCCAGUAGACAGUACGAGCAGCAGCUCAGCAAUGUGGCCAACACUCCACGGAAUUUUGAAAAUAUUUUGAGUUUGGCAUCUCCAUACUGGGUGGAGAGUGAGGUGGAGAGUGAGGUGGAGAGUGAGGUGGAGAGUGAGGUGGAGAGUGAGGCGGAGAGUGAGGUGGAGAGUGAGGUGGAGAGUGAGGUGGAGAGUGAGGUGGAGGCUGAGGUGGAGGCUAAGGUGGAGGCUGAGGUGGAGGCUGAGGUGGAGGCUGAGGUGGAGGCUGAAGUGGAGGCUGAGGUGGAGGCUGAGGUGGAGGCUGAGGUGGAGGCUGAGGUGGAGGCUGAGGUGGAGGCAGAGGUGAAGGCUGAGAUGGAGGCAUAG
Molecule: messenger RNA, 384 nt
Organism: Cherax quadricarinatus
Lineage: Eukaryota; Metazoa; Arthropoda; Malacostraca; Decapoda; Parastacidae
Source: RefSeq, a predicted model, not a curated record